ACAGGAAAACAACAUGAUGAAAAGGUAGCAAGGAAAGAAAUAUUUUACAAGCGCAAAAAAAAUUCUGCUUUGGCAUGUCUACCUGGAGACUCAGAGUCCUGAUGGCAUUGUGCUUCUUGCGGCAGACUAGAGGUCACGUUCAACCUCCCCCUCCUCAAAAUGUUACGCUACUGUCAAAAGAUUUUGACAUGAUUUUGACGUGGACCCCAGGAGAAGGCUCUCCGCCAGAUGUGACAUACACUGUGAGGUAUGAAAGCCAGGAACACAUGGACAAAUGGAUAAAGGUUCCUCACUGCAAAGAUAUUCACAGAACCUCUUGCAACCUGACUUGCGUGCUUCCAAACUUAUUUGUUAAAGUCCGGGCUCAAGUAAAAGCUGUUUCUGGACAAUUCCAGUCACCGUGGGUAGAAUCACAAUCCAAGGAAUAUCAUUUGGAUGUGGAACUGGCUCCCCCACUGCUAAACGUGGACGUCAAGGAGAACUUAAUCCAGGUGAAUGCCUCCUUCCCUUUGGCCACCUGUGUGGAGAGUUUGCUUUGGAUGUAUGACUUGAACCUUUGGGAAGCUGGAUCUGAGGACAAGAAGCAGUACGAACACAUCCUUAGGAAGACAUCAGUGACUAUCGAUACCACUGCACUCAGAGGCAACUACUGCUUAAGUGCCAGAUCUUCCUUCCUAAACAUUGGCUUCAAGUACAGCAAAUUCUCCCAACCCAUUUGCGUGCUAUUAAACCACAAAGGGGUGGAAUGGAAGCUCCCACCUUCUGCCAUGAUCCCUGUGUUUGUCCUCCCCAUCCUUCUGACAAGUGCUUUCAUCAUCUGUUUGCUGAAACAAGAUGCUAAGCGAAAGAAGAUGCCUCAUGCUCUGGAUCUUUCUCAUUUAAAAGCUGCUGGACCAGCCCUUCACUGUGAGCUCAGUGAGAAGGAAUUUUUCAGGGACUAUCUUAUCUGCACAGAGAAGCCAGUGUCACAAAGGAAGACAAACAAAGCCUUAGCAGGAAACAAAGGACCAUGGAUGGCUUCUUUCCCUUCAUCAUCAUCAUCAUCAUCAGAAGAAGAAGAGGACAGCAGUACUUUCAUCCCAUACACUGAAAUGCUUAAGUUUCCAAAGAAACUUCUCAACUGCCAGCCAUUCAGAACAGCUCAGGAAGAAACUAGUUUGGACUCUGGAUCUGGAGGUCUCUCUGUGGAUAGUGAAUCUGUGCCUGACCUAAGUACCUUGGGUUUCUCUUUCUUUCCAAUGACAAAGAAUGAGGUGGACAUCUCAGGACCCCAAAGACAUGAGAAGGCAUCCCUUUCUCGAAGUUUCUCUUCGGGAAGAAUAUCCCUCCCUGAUGUGAGAUUGCCAGGCCCCAGGGAGCAGGGACAGCGUGAUGCAGACGGGGAUGAAUGCCUGGAAAUGAUCCCUCUUCAACCACUGACGGAGGGCGGCUGUGCCAGACUUCCAGCCAAUGAGCACUACCUGCAUAGGAAGGCUCAGCGCUUCACCAAGUGUUACCAGAGACCAGCAGCUGAUCCAGAUGUCCAGCUCGGUGAGGGAUCCCAGCUCGGUGAGGGAUCCCAGCUCGGUGAGGAUCCCAGCACUGAGCUCCUCGUUUCCUUUCAAACGUUACAGGUGGCAGAAGAUGAAGGGAUUGCAAGUGAUUGUGACAGCAGUAAUUUCACAGAAGGAACACCUCCCGCAUCCACGGUGCUAAGCGACACGUUUGAAAUUUCAAGUACAGAGGAAAAAUAUGAUCAGAAGUUUAAAAGCAAGGGCUAUGAGCACACACAUUACAUGGGAAGGAGGUAGAGCACCCUAGCAAUUCUAGGGCAAGGAUACCUUAGCAAGAACGCGGUGCGUUUUGCAUUUAUUCACCUAGACAGGUUUUUUUCUACUGCUGUCUGUCCUGUCAAGUCAUACGGCUUUAGGGAUACGAAAGGUGUAUUUUUACAGCCGAGUAACCAACGUACGUUCACCAUCCCUGUGGACAGGGGCAGCCUGACAAGGUGCUAAGGCUCUGGUAUGAGGCACGCUGUUAGAUCGCGGGUGGCCAGGGGCGAGGCUUGCCGUGACUCCUCACACAGGUAUUGCACAGCAAACACGCAGUGCCCUGUGUUCACGUGAGACUUUGGAGCAGGGUAGCUUUUACGCCUCAGUAAUGAAAGGCAAAACCACCUCUGAGGCAGCAAAACCACAACCGGGACCUGUGUGAAACCGUCAGCUGGGUUCUGCAAACGCGGCCGUUGUGCCUGUGCGUUGAUUUUGAGCCGGGAUGAACUGCUAACGUUGUAUUUGCUUUUCCGUAACUGCAAAACUGCACCCCUGCUUGACCAGAAGGACUUAAAGAGACAUUUAACAACCUUGGCUUUUUGUGGGGUGGAGAGAUCUCCAGCUCAAUCUGCAGAGAUCACCUGGGUUUCACGGGGUGAACUGAAGUCAAAGUGAUGAAGGUGCAGCAUGUUUGUUAACUUUUUUUAUACAACCGUACUUACCGAAGCUGAAAUUUCUCCUGCUGUGCAGAAUGUCUGAGAGCUGCUUUAUGC
Athene cunicularia (burrowing owl) is the source of this 2524-nucleotide messenger RNA. RefSeq names its product interferon lambda receptor 1 (gene IFNLR1). The coding region runs from base 75 to 1790 and encodes 571 amino acids. The record is from RefSeq and is a predicted model, not a curated record. The transcript is spliced from 7 exons. Lineage: Eukaryota; Metazoa; Chordata; Aves; Strigiformes; Strigidae. Gene Ontology annotation, molecular function: protein binding.